AUGGCUAUUUCUAGUCGUUCAUUGCGUGUGGCUCUUCUUGUACUAUGCAUUGUUAUGGCAUGUAUGGAGGAGGGACACGGCGAGGAUGGAUAUGAUUAUUGUGACUAUGGUGGAUGGCGUGGCUGCAAGAGUUUUUAUAAUCGUGUUGGAGGAGGAGGAGGAGGAGGGGGAGAAGGCAGUGGAUAUGGUGGCAAUUAUAGUAAUGAUGAUAAUGGUGGCAUUGGAAUGGGAUUUGGUAUGGGUAUGGGAUUUGGCUUUGGCAUAGGAACAGCUACAGUAAGUGGAAAUUCUAGUCCAAUUGAUGAAGCUAGCAAGAAUGGUGACAAACAACCCUAA
Molecule: messenger RNA, 336 nt
Organism: Solanum pennellii
Lineage: Eukaryota; Viridiplantae; Streptophyta; Magnoliopsida; Solanales; Solanaceae
Product: glycine-rich cell wall structural protein 2-like
Exons: 2
Coding region: 1-336 (111 amino acids)
Source: RefSeq, a predicted model, not a curated record